This is a messenger RNA of Lytechinus pictus (painted urchin), 5861 nucleotides long. Its product is annotated as peroxisome proliferator-activated receptor alpha-like. Bases 77 to 1222 code for a protein of 381 amino acids. The transcript has 7 exons. Lineage: Eukaryota; Metazoa; Echinodermata; Echinoidea; Temnopleuroida; Toxopneustidae. Gene Ontology annotation, molecular function: RNA polymerase II cis-regulatory region sequence-specific DNA binding; nuclear receptor activity; zinc ion binding. Gene Ontology annotation, biological process: regulation of lipid metabolic process; hormone-mediated signaling pathway; positive regulation of transcription by RNA polymerase II. The record is from RefSeq and is a predicted model, not a curated record.
CACUUCAUUAGCCUCAUAAUAUUCUUGCAUUUUGUGCUGCUCUUUUCAAUACGAUUCGUCCCCUUGGAACCUUAAGAUGCUGCUGGCUCGAAGCAUGCCUAUUCCUCAGUAUGGUUGUGACAAAUAUCUUGACUAUGUGGAGUUGAGUAUGAAAUGUAGAGUAUGCGGAGAUAAAGCUUCAGGUUUUCAUUAUGGUGUGCAUUCAUGCGAAGGAUGUAAAGGUUUCUUCAGAAGAACACAUAGAAUGAAGUUAGUUUAUAAACCAUGUCCAUUCGUCAAGACGGAACCAUGCAAGAUCAACAUAGCAACAAGAAACAAGUGCCAAUAUUGUCGCUUUCAAAAAUGUAUGCAGGUUGGGAUGUCACAUGACGCCUCCAGGUUUGGUCGCAUGCCGAGGGAGGAGAGGCUGCGGCUCCUGGAGGAGCUGAAGGACGAGGAGACGGAGGCGACGGAGGAGGAGAAACACAGGGCUGAAAUCAGGGAGCUUACAGACAGGAUACACAGUAUAUAUAUUAACAUGUGGAUGGGACAGUUCAUCUCUAUGCCGGUGGGAGCCAGAGCGUCCCGGAGCAAAGAACACAACAGUAAAAAUGACGACCAAAAAUCUAUGAAGGAACUCACAGAGAAAGAGGCCCUCACGAAAUUCUGCAGAGGGGCAUUAUUAGCGAUCAUAGAAAGUCUGGCGAAGUUUGCAAAGAAGCUCCAGGAAUUCAAGAAUCUAGAUUUAAAUGAUCAGGUCUGUCUCCUGAAGCAUGCUGCCUUUGAAGUAGCCUUGAUCGCAACGUCAUCAAGGUAUGCAUCAGAUGGACUAUGGUUCCCCACAGAUGGCGUCUUCUUCACCAAGAAGAUGUUGGAGCAGCUAGAAAUCUCCUUCUUCGACGGCAAGUUCAAGUUCUUUGAGAAAAUGAGGAAGCUGAACCUGACGGAUAGAGAGCUGGCACUCUUUUGUGUCCUGUCGUUAACAUCACCCGAUCGGGAUGAAUUAAUAGAACGUGACGAGGUGGAGAAGUUCCAGGAACAGGUCUUAGAGGCGAUCCAGAUGGAACUAAGAACCAAUCACAGUAAUCACAGGAUACUCCUCCCCAGACUCCUAUCCCUUCUCGUAGACCUCAGGCAACUAGUACUGGACCAUAUCAAGCAGGUCCAACAACUCAUGCUGAUGGACGAUCCUUCCUAUUCAGGUCCUCCACCGCUUAUCAAGGAAAUAUUUGGACUUUAUUGAUUUUUGCUUUGGGUGCUCACAAUUUGAACUUCUCUAACAUAGACUACCUGAAAGUACUUUGAUAGUGCUUUAAUAGUACUAACUCAGGCCACAUGACAACUGUGAUGCCUACCGCUUGUGCUAAAUACAUACUUUUAACUUGAACUAUUUGAUAGGACUAUGAUGGUAUGUGCUGGAUGUCUACUUUCAGCUUGGACGGCUUGAUGUGGGAGCAUCUUGGUGUAGCGGUUCUGACUCUCGCCUUGUAAUCAGAGGGCUCUGGGUUCCGAAUCCCACUGUAGCCUAGGGUCCUGUGGCAAGGCGUUGAUCCACAAUUUGCAAUUCUCCACCCAGGUGAUAAAUGGGUACCAGGUAGUAUGUCUAGCAAUUAAGGUUGAAAGCUCUCGUUAUCAUGCUCUCCAUUUUACUAUUCCAGAUAACAUGACGACUCUCAUAACGUAUACAGCCUGAGCGAGAUGUGUACUUUUAACUGGGGCUACCUGAUAGUACUAUGCUAGUACUAUUCGUGGCAAUUAAUGUGACGCCUACAUCCCUGUGCUAGAUGUUUUCCUUAAACAUGAAAUACCAGUUAGUUCUACCAUAGGUCACAUGACAACUCACAUGACUUCUGAAACCUGUGCUAGAUGUGUACUUUCAACUUGCACCAAGUGAUGGUACUUUAAUAGAACUAUAACAGACUACUUGUCAACUAGUAUAACGUCUGCAGCAUGUGAUGGAAAUGUCCGUUCAACUUCAAGUACAUGAUAGUACUAUGAUAGCACUAUAACAGGCCACAUGGCAACUUAUAUGUGGUUUACAAACUGUGCUAGAUGUAUCCUUUUAACCUAAACUACCUGAUAAUACUAUAAUGGUACUGUAACAAGCCAUAUGUCAACUCAUUUGAUGUCCAAGGCCUGUGCAGGAUGUCUACUCUCGACUGUACUCUCAAGUCAACUACCUGAUAGUAUUGUGAUAACCAUAACAACUCUUGUGAUGUCUCACAGAAUGUGCAUUACACGUAUGUGCACAGUACUAUUAUAAUAUGCAACGUGAUUACCUACUGGUGACGUCUGGAGCAUACAUGUGCUAGAUGUGAAUUUUCAACUUGGGAUACAUGAUAGUACAAUUCAUGACAACUCACGGAACAUCUAAAGCCCAUGCUGGAUAUGUUCUUUCAAAUCGCACUGCGUGAUGUAAUACUCUUAUAGUACACAACAUGGCAAUGAUGUGUCAUCUACUUGUAUAGUCCUCGAUAGAAACUGUACUAAAACAGCCCGUCAAAUCACCUGAUAUCAACAGCCUGUGCUGGAUGUGUACUUAGAUCCUGUCUAUGACAACAUUUCUGUAUCAGUAUGAAGAACUCAUCUUGGUUUUAUAUCAUUAUAUUAUUAGCAUGGUGCUAGAGCAUACAGCUCUGUUAUUUCAACUGGACCGUAUGUCAUUCUCUCUCCGGAUCGUCGUCGCUGUAGAUCAAAACAGACAGUUCAUGAAGUCGCUCCAAGACCAUGACCCGUUUGAGAGUGGACUAAAGCAAGAUCUAUUUAUCUUUUUAUCAAGUAGAGUAUGUUACCCCUGCAAUCAACAUUGCCAUUGGCACAGGGCUUUAUAGCGAUCGAUCAUAUAGGCCCGUAUUCUGAACCCGGGUUUAUUUUAGAACGUGGUCUGACUCUGUGAUAAAAUCAUGGGAAGCCAAACAUGUAGAAAUUUGUUCACAAAGUAUGUUUCUUAUGUUAACUGUGCUCUUUCCUAAUUCUUUAAUAAGUGAAGACAAUUAUCUUAUUCAUCAUUCCCAGACAGUUAAGAAUGGUUUUGAGAGUCAAAUGAGCUGAUACAAUGAACCUCUACUGUUAGAGAUUUAUGUCACAAUUGGCUAUCCAUAGUUAUACCACUAACUUAUAGACCAGAGUUUAAAUUAAACCCGACUUCAGAAUACGGGCCAUAGUCUUUUUGUUCGCUUGAUUGUACAAUAAUAUUCAACGUAAUAAAGUGUAAAAUUUAGCACUGGUGGAUGUCUCAUAAAGAUGUCCAUAAAGUUACGAACGACUUCACACAACUGGACGACUGGAACAUGUUCUAAAAGGCUAAGUCAGCUACAUAGGGAUACAUCAUUUGGCACAAGAAAGGGUCACCAGUCGUGCGUAAAGUCAUUUGUAUCUUACCAAAAGUUUUAUGAAACACCCACCUGUAAUCAAGAACUAAAACUUUGUGUUACAAAGUCCGGAUUAUGCAUUUAUAGUGUGAUGGUAAUGUGUGCAUGAUUUAAUAUCAAGGGUUCAGGACAGAAAUGAUUUCUUAAAAUUACCAUUUACAAAAUAUGUCCGGGGGGUUCAAAAAGAGUUAAGUGCAAGUUAAAGUCAUGGUUAGUGUUGACGUACACAUGAUAUGAAAUAUGUAAUCUUAUUGAUUAAUAUGCAGUAGCAUACUCCCUCUUAGGAUGAUUUGACCAAUGCAGUGAUGUCUUUUAAAUGGUAUGCCACUGGACAUUUAAGUGCAACUCUGCAACUCAAAGUCAUACUUGUGAAACACAUUCCUGGUUGUUUUAGGAUCCUCUGGGGCCUGUUUCAUAAAAAGAGUUACAACUAUUGUAACUUUGUCAUUAUGGCAACUACCAUGGAAAGCUUGAUUCUGAUUGGCUGAUGAGCCCUGUUACCAUGGUAUUUGCCAUAAUAGAAAAGUUGUAACAGUUGUAGUUCCUUUAUGAAACAUACAUUUGCUCUUUUCUGACUGGCAUACAAACCCUUCCUGAUUAUGAUUAUGAUAUUACGUGUUGGCAACUCAGUCAUCUUUAAACAACUGACUUAUUUCUUUGGUAGAUUCAUAAAUUUAGAAUCUUAAUUUGAGUGGUCGUUAUGGAAUUAAUAUUUUUUUUGGGGGGGUAAGUUUAAUGGGCACUCCUCUAGUUUGAUGCAUUGGCUGACAACUUAACCAGAAAAUUGAUGUUUCAGACUUUAAAAAUAUUUCAAUUUCAAGAUUCAACAACAGUAUGCAUGCAUCACUGGGAUACAUUUAGGAAGCAAAUUCCCCCCCCCCCCCCGGCCUAAAAUGAAUGUUUUAAUUCAUUAAUUUAAUGAUAUUUUAAUAUUCCCUUACAACAGUAGGCGAACCAAAAGGGGUAAGAUUUUUGUCCCCCAAAAAGGGGACAGUAAUAUUUGGAUUCCUUUUCUUUCCUAACAUGAAUGGAAUGGCUAUGUCUGGAUUCUGUUUAACAAUUAUUAUCUGUACCUUUGCUAUUAUAGAACAUUUGGAAAAGGCUGAUCUCUUUUCAUAUUCUUCAUAUAUUUUCUCAUUUCAAGUUGUAAAUUUUAUCAUUUAUCAAUUUCAGUGAUUGUAAUUCCCUUUUUCUUUAAAAAGUAAAUUAUUCUUUAGCAUUUAACAUGUAGCCUUCUGGAAGGGACUGAACCCUGUAGUACUGUACAAAACUCAAAUGGAAAGUAUAGAAUUGAGUAUCAAAUGGGUUAAACGACAUUGUAGGUCAUACAACUGUAUGAACUGAAUAGAAAAUCUUCAUGUAUGUGCUCAUAUUGUCUUUCUUGGUACUUUGAUGCAACUCUAAUUUGUCUUUACAAGUGAUGCUUUAUUAAGUGAAUGGUGUUAAUCAUAUGCUUUUAAUGAUAGAUAUUCUAGAUUUAUUUUUGUAUUAAAAGUAUCUCCAAUUGAAAUGCGACCUUAGCCCUGUAAUGCAGUUAGAUAUGACUGAUACUUUUUAAGACUUUUUAUACAAUUAUGUAAUUAAUUGAAUUUUUGAUUGCAUCUUUUCUAUGAUUUUCUUACAACGUGAUAUGUGACAAUAAAACAAUCUCAGACAUGAAUUCAUGUCAUGCUGGAUUUACAAUGAACAGAAAUCUUUUACAAAAGCUGCAAUAGAUGUUGGAUCCAUAGAUUUAAUUUGUGUGAAAUUAAAAUAUCCUUCUUGAACGAAUACAUAAGGUACGUCAACUUGUUGGCACGUGUACUUUAUUAUCGAAGGUCAACAACCCUGUUUUGAAGAUGGAGGUGUGGAAAAGAAGUUUAAGAUGAUAAAGAUAUGUAUGUUUGUUGUCUCUUGACCUACAUGUAUCAGUAUUUUCUUGAUUUUUUUUUAAGUGGUGAUAUGUUUUGAUUAAGAUUAAAAGCUGUUAAGUUUCGUUUACAGUGCGUUAUGCUUGUUGGUACUUUAAUAUUUUUCUCCCAAAUAGUAAUAAAAUUAUUUGGUGAAAUUAUGAAAAUUAAAAUGUAGAUGUUUGCAUCCAAACGUAUGUGUGAUAGAAAAAUUAGAUGAUAUUUAUCCAUGGAAAGAAUUCACAAUCUGUUUAAGAAUUCAAGUUAAAGAUGAUUUUGUCAGGAGCUGAGACCCAUUAUAUCAUAACAUCCAUGCCAUGUUUACAUAAUUUGCAUCAUUCUGGAAACUUCUUUAAUUCUCUAGACAAAACAUUGCUCAAGCAUAGUGUUAGUGUUUUAGGAAGAAAAAAAUCCUAAAAUAAUGUCUGUUUUUAGCGUAAUUAUGAUUGUUUUUUAUUUAUUUACUGAGUAUGAUUUCUACUACUUGUAGAGGCUGCAUACAUUUCUUUUUAUAUUCAUAUAGUUGACAAAAACUGGAUAGAAGUUUGUGUUGUGUUUGUCUCCUCUUUUCUGUCAUGAUUGGUGACUUGAAUUAAAUGGCUAUAUAUAUUCCAUUCUAGAA